AAUGAUUAACAUUGCUGACGCAGAGAAGACUGGAGUUAAGUUGGGAGAAAGACCUGUUCCAUCUUUUGAACAACCUGUCGGUAUUACACCCGUGCCAGAAGGUAGGUCUUUUGAUUACAUUUCAGAGCUGGAAAAUGUGUUUGUCUUUUUUGGGAACCUGGAUUUAGGGCUCAAAAUUUUCUGCAAAAGGUUACAGUGUAUAGAGAAAAAUAACAAAAUUUUCGUUUCUGACUGUCUUCUUUACAUUACAUUACAUGCAUGAAGUAUGUUGAAUAAUUAAGAUGUGUUGUCGUGUGGAGCAAUGUGUCUUUAAGACUGAUACGGCAUACAAGAUAAAUCCUGAAGUAAUCAUAGUAGUUUAAGUCUUACAGGAUUAAAAACAAAUAUUUUCGAAUGUGAAUGUUUUCGCGUUCCAAACUGUUCUGUUAUAAUUUAGAUGUUGAGAUUAAUGAUUAGAAUAAUUAGGUAUUCAAUCUUUUCAAUAAUCGUGUGUCCAAUAGUGUAAUUUCAGAAUUAGCUAUCAAACAUAAAAAAUGUCUGUGCACGUGAAAAUUCGUUGAAUAGUGCAAGGAUAUUCACCGAGACGCUUUGCGCCCUCUCCCGAGGGAAAUAGUUUUGUUUUCAGUUUCAUUGUUUCCAGAGACAAAGUCGAGAGAAACAUUGAGAUUCGAAGGAAAACAAAGCAAACUAUUUCCCCCAGGGAAAACAUGAAGUGUUUUGUUCUAUAGCGACGAAGUGGCCACAAAUCCACGUGGCCACAAAUCGUUUAAGCGCUAACUACAUAACAACACUAUAUAUUAUUCUGUUUGUCUAAUGUUCUUUUACAUUUCUGUUAAAGUACCAGUUACAAAGGAAACUCCUACCGUGGAAAUCACCACUGUUAGCACCAUGAGUAGCACGGAAGUUGUCACGGGUCAGGGUCACGGGUCAGGGUCAGGUACACCACAUGUUGGUCCAGAGAUAUCCACUGCUCUUCCAGAACCUACAACACGCCUUACUACACCCACAGAACCCACCACAACACCCACUACCCCUACAGAACCCACAACCACCCCUACAGAACCCACAACCACCCCGACAGAACCCACAACCACCCCUACAGAACCCACAACCACCCCGACAGAACCCACAACCACCCCUACUACACCUGUAGAACCCACUACAACACCUACUACUCCCACAAAACCAAGAACAACCCCAACUACUCCUACGGAACCUACAACAACCCCUACCACACCCACUACCCCAGCAGAACCAACGACAACCCCUACAGAACCCAUUACAACCCCCACUACCCCUUUAACAACUCUAACACCAACUACUACACCGACCACUUCAACAUCCGUAAGUAUUUUGACUUAACUGAGAAGCAUAGGUGGCCGAUUUCCUUAGCUUUUUUAUGGCUGCUCUGUAUUGCACCACUCCUGUAACUAUAGCUUUAUCCGAAUCAUGGCGUGGCGGCGGUUAUGCUUUUUGUCUGUACGGUCUCUAUUCUGUGACGCGUCACGCGUAUAUAAUUUCAACGUUAAUUAUGGCGUCAGCAGUUGGUGCUUGAAAUCAAGAACGGCAGUCUAUGCAGUUUUACGUUCGUGAUUUCGAAUAUAGACGGCUGCGUCUAUUUAUAACGCCUCAAUGUACUUCGCGCCGGUGUUCCUCAAUCGAAACGUCGCUUCUUUAACCUAGAGCUCUAAUCAGGCAAACAAACAAAAAAACAAACAAACAAACAAUGCGAGACAACUUACAUGCGUCACGAUACCAGUCGACUUCUAGCAAGUCUAGUUUACAGUGAUGUAAGAAAUGAAUGCAAUCGCCGAGUUAAUUACAAUCGCGAUCCAACUUUUCGGCGCUUCAAUCUAGUAUCUUAUGAGGCAUGAUAAACUUCAAUAUUCCAAUCAUUUAUUAUUUUUGCAUCUUUGACAGCAAUGUUCACCGAAAUUCGAAUAUUCUGAUUCCAUGGCCGUUACUGGAAGAGGUUAUGCUCAAUACAGAGUGACUGAAAAAGGAUUUGGUUUGCGGUAAGUUGAACUUACGUUUUUCCCGUACACGCUACCAUUUAUGGAGUGUUUAAGAUAUUCAGCAAAUGAAUUUUCAAACUAGGAUUUUUAACAUUGUUCCGGGAGAACCAAUGUCAUUGCUGUUCAAAAUAAAGUCUGCUUCACCGAAUGGUAAUAUUGGUUAUACUAGACCAACCGAUGCCUACUAAUAAUUAGCUGUGUAAAAAUAUGGAACACAGCUAGUACCAAAAAAUGUAAUUCAAUGUCAAAAAGAGUAAUACAAGUCUUGACUUCGAGCAACCUCGUGCCCAGGGUCUUUCCUCUUGGCGAGGGGAGAAAAGACCCUGAUAGACCCUGGUCACCUGAUCUGCUAAAAUCUAGCAGAUUUUUAAUUAGCAAUCCAAGAUGAGGUCAAUAAAUACUUGAUAUUUGGAUAAUUUUUAUAGUUUAAUUUAUAAUUUGCUUUUUGUAUGAUUGUCGUAAAGGAAUCCAAGAUAGUUAAUUAGAAAUCUGCUAGAUUCUAGCAGGUCACAUGACCAGCGUUUAUCAGGGUCUUUUCUCCACAAGACGAAAGACCCUGGGUACGAGGUAGGACUUCGAGCAGUUUGUUUUCAGACAGUUUGUUGUGCCAAAGAGUGAGUAAAUGACUUGUUUUGUCUGUGUUCCAUGCAUGCAAGUGACAAUGAAUUUGCUUCUGUAUAAUUUUAUCAUGUAUAUUAUUAAUAAGUUUAUUAUUAAUAAGCACUAUACGAUUUCAUCCGCUUUUGUAUGUGUGCCAACCCUUCUCAUGUAAAAGACGCAAUGUUCUAUACUUUGCUUGCAUGAGAUCGAUUUCAUCUUAAUUUCAAUAUAGUUUCCCACUACGACAAAUGACAUACAAACUACAAUCAUGGCAAAAAUUCCGUGGACACUUAAAGUGCAUAUGACAUGAAAUUGUUUAUUUUCUUAAAUAAACGAACUCUUUAAGCUGUAGAGUAACUUAUUUUUCAGUUUCUUGUUUUUAUCGUUUGUUCCCGAGAUAUUUCAAUUUGUUUUAUUAUGUAAAUGAGUGUGAAUAUGUCCGUUAAUUUAUGACGUCACUUUGGUUGCAAGCUCAACUUACACUGGUUUCAAUGGGUUAUAAAUCUAUUAACUCUAAAAACUGAAGAUAUCAGUUCACGUUUUUCUACAGUGUUUCAUCACAUUUACCAGUGAGUGAAGUUUGAAAUUAUCAUCUUGGAGGAUAGCAGUGAUAUUCAACCAAGUUAAAGAGCUUGCAACCAAAGUGACGUCAUAAAUUAGCGGACAUAUUCAUACUUAUUUACAUAUCAAACAAAACUGAAAUAUCUUGGGAACAAACCAUAAAAACAAGAAACUGAAAAAUAAGUUACACUACAGCUUAAAGAGUUCUUUUAUUUAAGAAAAUAAACAAUUUCAUGUCAUAUGCACUUUAAGUGUAAACCAAAGUAUUACUGUUGGCAUACACUUGUUGGCGUCUUUGUCUGCCCCCCCCCCCUCCCUACAAUGUUGGUCUUGACACGCAUUCAGUAAGCUUUCACCUAACCAAUGUAUCAGCUUUCAACAAUGAACCGGGGGGAGGGCCGGGAGGGGGAAGUUAGUUAUUGCUCGUAUAUAUUUGCCAAGGAUGGUAGCUACUGUUGUUGUCAAUAGGCUCAGUAGACAUAACGAUUCGUAGGUCUUAAAAUCUGCAGGAAAGUUUACGCGAACAACCUAACUUAUUUUUGCUGUUUUUAGUGGCGGCCUUUCAUUUGAAUUCAGGACAUUUGCGAGCCAUGGUAUUUUGUUCUAUUCUGCGAACAGUGAACAGACAGAUUUCAUAUCUUGUUAUUUACAAGAUGGAAAAGUUACUUUUGGAUUUAACACUGGUUCGGGAGAUAUCUUCCUUACAGCAGAUAAUGUCGUAAACGAUGGAACAUGGAAAAAGGUAUUAUUAUACAGGGUGUAUCAGAAAAAAGUACACAGUUGGAAAAAGUUCACUAAAGUUAGAUGCGCGCGACAUUUGCGAAAACGUCCAGUAAGCCUAUGUACUUUAACGUUCUCUGGUACAUCUAGCACUAAAAUUAUUUAAAAUGCUAGCGUUUUUAGAGUAAGAAAGCUGCUACGAAAAAAUUGUUUAUCGGAAACAAAAUUUAAUGACACAAAGUCAAAAUACGAACUGUCUUACACAUAGGCCGUGGCCAAAGUUAUUUCGCUUCGUGGCAACCCCCCGGAAAAUAGAUUUUCUGUGGUUCAAUACAUAGUACCAUAUAUGCUCAAUUACCACAAAAAGUUCCCAAGCAAUAAACUUGCCAAACACCGAGAAAAUGGGUGAUCAGUGAUUAUCUUCUAUUAAAUCGUAUUACCGCAAGAAAAUGUGAAAUUUUGUAUUCAAUUACAACAAAAAUGACUUAAAGCUUAGGAAAAACCGCAUGUUAGGCUUUUAAACAGUUUUUUGAUCCCUCAAAUAGUCUUUGAGUUAUUGCUGUUUUAAAUGUGAAAAUUGGACCAAAAUGUCGCGAUAAGGACUGGGUACUAGGUCAAAAACGCGUUUUUGACAGCGUAUAACUCUGAUACAAUUUAAGUCUUAUGUCUUAUAUGUAGAUUUUUGUAAGCUUUUUGACGAUGCAAGUCCUUUUUGUUGUAAUUGAAUACAAAAUUUCGCAUUUUCUUGCUGUAUUAAAUACAAUUUAAUAGAGGGUAAUCACUGAUCACCCAUUUUCUCGGUGUUUGGCAUGUUCUCUGCUUGGGAACUUUUUUGAUGAUUGAGCAUCUGUGGUACUAUGCAUUGAACCAUAGAAAAUCUAUUCCCCAGGGGGUUGCCACGAAAUUGCUUUUCUAAGCAUUUUUUCUCACAACGGCCCACGGCCUAUCAAAAUUUCAAGAAAUUUGGUGCACGUGUAGGCCAACGCGAGAAUUUCAAAACCUGGAUUUUCUUAGCUUGUGUACAGCCGUUACCCUCGACGAAGCGCGCGAGAGAACGUCUGUGAGUUGGAUGCAUAAUCCUUAUCCUUGUUCAGGUCACGUGGAUAGUUCCCAGAUUUGGGGACCGCCUCUGAUUGGACAGUGCUUGAUUUGAAUAAAUUAUGACAAAUGAAGCUAUUUCAUUGGUUAAUUGAUAAUUAGCAUGCGUUUAAAAUAACAACACAAAAAUUUUAAAAUUCCAUAUCAAAAAUCAAGAUUUCCUUCGGGGCAUACAAAGGUUUGAAAGACUUUUUGUGCUGUAUCGAAGUUUAAGAAAAUCAAGAUAAAAUUCUAGUGUUUGGACACUCAGCGAACACAAUGCUGACAAAUAUAUAAAAUACAACAAACUAUUGGACGGAAAUUGACAAUUUAUAAUUGACAAUUUAAUAAAUUGACAAUCUGUUUAUAUGUCCCGACUCCUAGUGAUAAAGCAUUCUCUUUACAUGUAAUGUGUUUAACUUCGUCUCACUUGGCCCGCUAACUUUCAAUUACUUUAAAAUGCACCUUUUGAAUAACCAGUUGUGUUUAUAUUUAAUACUUUGUCUUUGUAAACAAAUAUACGCUAUAUAUAUGUACUCCAAGAACUGAACUUGUACACCGGACGUGCCGGCAAUGAUCAUCGUUCUGCAGCAUUGUUCACACUUAAAACAAAUCUCUUCGUCGAUAAAUAUAUGCAAUAUAUUUCUGGUGUAUCGUGUUUCAGAUUGUAUUUAAAUUCUUUCAAACCUUUGUAUGCCCCGAAGGAAAUCUUGAUUCUUGAUCUGGAAUUUUAAAAUUAUUGUGUUGUUAUUUUAAACGCAUGCUAAUUAUCAAUUAACCAAUGAAAUAGCUUCAUUUGCAUAAAUUAUUCAAAUUAAGCACUGUCCAAUCAGAGGCUAUUUCAAGCUGUGAUGAAAUUUUUUUUAGAUCAAAAAUUUUUUCAUUAGGGAAUAGGUCUAUUGUCUCGAACAUUUUUAUGUAAAUUAUUAAUAAGUAAUGCAUGGUUUCUCUUGAAAUUUGGAUAAACAUGCACUCGUGAGUUUUUCAAAGACUCAAAUAGCACUCGUCCAUUGAGGUCUUUGAAAAACUCACGAGUACAUGUUAUAUCCAAAUUGCACUCGAAACCAUGCUAUUUAAUACCUAUACAAAUCAAUCUUCAACAUAUAUAGGAGGGCAUGCACGUUGAAGAUUGAUUUUAUUUGUAAAUGAACACUGUAUGUCAAUAAUUUUGUAAAUUAUAAACGUUGUUAAUAACUCUAGGACCUCUGGGAAUUGGCUUGCAAAUUUCGUACUGUAAUUUAUGCAAACGUCCGAGCAUGCAUAAAAUCAAUGCAUGGAAGCCCCAAAGUUUUGUUUAGUGAGUCUUAAGGUCCAUACAGCGAUUUUUUAGUUUUUGAAAGCUAAUAAAACAGCUAAUGAGAGCAAAUUUUGAAAGAUAUGUAGACCAAAUAACUCAAAAUGUCAUAGCGCUCCUAAAUAGUUGGAAAAUUUAAACUAGGACCAAAGUUAUCGGUCAGUGAAAAUCGAAAAAUCGCGUCGCGUUGUCGAAUCGCGUCCAGUGUGGACCUUUAAGGUCAUACAGACCGGACGUGAUUUGGCAACGCGACGCGAAUUUUCAGUUUUCAAUAACAUUUAACUUUAAUAUUUUUCAAUGUUUUUCAAAUAUUCGGAACCACUUAAGCAAUUUUAGCUAUUUGGUCUGCAUAUCUUGUAAAUUUUUUAUCCGUUGACGGUUUUAUUUGUUUUUGAAAACUGAAAAUUCGCGUCGCGUUGCCGAAUCGCGUCCGGUCUGUGUGGGCCUUGAGUCGGGUCAAAAACAUAUUUAUGCCCGCAAGCAUCCGCUCUACGAAUAUCUCGUGUGUUUCUUACAUAUAUGUUUGUCUCCAUAGGUUACUAUUUACCGAGAUAAAGUUAAAGCACAGCUUACUGUUGAUGGUAUUGAUGUUAAUGGUGUUGGCAACCCAGGUGCCACAGUUAUUAAUGGAAUCCCCUAUUUAUAUUUUGGCGGGUACAAAACUGAAGUGUUGAAAAAGAAAAUUAAUGUAAGUACUGUUUGUUAUACACUGUGCUUUUCUGGUUUUAAAAGUUCGACAUAGCCAGAAAUAUGCGACAUAUCAGUCAAUGAGUAAUUGAAAUAUUUUGUGAUAUACGAUCCGGAGGUUUAUCGAUAUCCCGCGGCUUUCGUUUGGCCUUCGGUUUCAUUAGGAUUGCUCAAAAUAGUUUUGGAGAAGAAAUUGACCGAAAUUUCACCGAGUUAUGGCCAUGCUAUUGGAACCAAAACGAAGUUUUUACCGAUCUUGGAUGCUCUUAACUACCUUCAAAACAACAAGGCAGGGACAAGGGAAGGGAACAAUAUAUUUCUUUGUUUUUAUAUCAUUCAAAGCCGUAAGAACCUCAUCUUGCCGGAACAAGCUUUGCAUGUAGGAAUUUGUACUGUCUAUAACGCGCAGCGAAGGAUUUUCACAAUUUUUCAUGGGUAUUUUGCAAUUUUUCAUGCUUUUUGUUAACUAACUCACUAGGGUCUCGCUGGUGAUUUUGAAUUUCUCAGGGACAAGGUUUGUCGACAUCGAGACAGCACAAUUUUGGGCUCAGUUUGUUCGCUAGCAUUUGUUUGACCGAAUUCGAUCUUCGCAUCUCAGGAAUUGUAUUGUAUUGUUGAAUUACUAAUACAAUUUACUAUAAAUAUUGGGAAUCAGGCACGGGUGAUCACUUAGUGUUGCGUAAUCACUAUGUCGCUCUUUUAUGGCUAUGAAAUGUUUUUUUUCAAAAGCUUUGCAGGUGUCGUAAGUAAUACAAGCCAAUGCAAAUGCAGGGGUGGAAAAAUUAUUUACUUUCUGGGACCACAAGAGAACAUCGAAAAUUUUCUGUAAAUAAUCAAGUAAAUGGCACUUGGACACUGUACCUGUGUGACACUAACAAUUUGUCAAACUGAAUGUCAUGCUAUAUUUCACAGGAAAAAAUAUUAAAAUAUGACAUGCAGCUAAUGUAGAUAACAUGCAUCAAUGGUUGAUCCUAAGGUAAACACAGAUGCCAAAAAGUUAGGGCACUACAAUACUAGGGGACACUAUCAGGGACAAAAAUUUUGAAAAUCAGAUGUCCCAGCAUGAGGUUAUACUGUGAAUUUUCCUCUGAUUUUCUCCUUUUAUCUAAAUUAUUACAUUUUUUCUUUGUUGGGAAAAUAUUUUCUGAGAACUUAAAAAAUUUUCCGGGAUCAAUGGUCUCGUGGUCCGAACAUUUUCCAGCCCUGUCCAUAUGAUGCGUUCUGCGUCGGGUAAUUGCAGCUGAACUAUAACAUAUAACUGAGACACGAUCUACAUACGAAAAUAUUCAACUAUUCAAUCAUCAUUUGAAUAUGCAAAAAGUUGCUCAAAAAACAAACAAUUUUUCCAGAAUAUAACAAAAAACAACGGAGUUUUCCCUAUUCAUUGCAACAGUUGCAGUUUCAACUGUGUCAAAAUUUUAAAGGUAGGGACAGUCCGGUCUGCGCAUGCGCACAUAGGAGUCUCCUGCCAUGAUAAAAACACUUGAAUUGGAUUUUUAUUUCAUUUUAUGUUCUUGCAAAGCCUGAUUGUUAUAUCUUGACAUUUAUUAUACUGUAGAAGCAUGAAAAUAUAAAUAGUUGUCGAAUAAAGUUCAAUAUUUUGAAUACCGAAAUGUAAGUAAAGGCUUUGUUUACAUACGGACUGUACCCUAUCUUUAAGAGAAAUCGCGUGUUCUAAUAUGAAUUAUCCCUCCUUCAAUCUCAAUUGUUUCUCGUAAUUCCUGAAAUCACAUGCCCCAAUCUUAAUUGUUUUUCAUAAUUUCAGGCGAAAUCACGUCUUCCAAUCUCAGCUUGCUUCCGUGGAUUGAUGUGGCACAGUGGUACGAAAUUCCCAAACAAGCCAGUUAAAGAACAGUUAGUAAGCAAAUGUUACAAUGAGCAGCAGGAAAAGAGUGUAUAUUUUGCAGGCAUUAACAGCUACAUGAUAGCAAGUGAGUCUUUUAACGCAUUUUUAAUAAUAGCAGCACUCGAAUCCGCUCCCACCGUGCAUGUGCUUUAUCCUUUAGGAUUGUGAAAGUAGUAAAGAAGCUUUGCCGCUUUUGCACCCAAUCAGAUUUCGUUUACAUCGAAGUUCAUAGUUGGGAAAAAAAUAUUAAAUGAACUCAAAAAAAAUUUUGAGCAUAAUUUCCUCCACCUAAUGACAUACCCGUCGAACUCACUAGAGUUCAAUCUCUCGCUGAGUUUAAAUCUAAAAUAUCUUAAUAUUUCUCUUAUAUUAGUUUCUUUGCAUGUGUAGUUUGUUACUUUUGUAAAUAGCUUGAUACUUUUUUAUUAGUAAUUAGUCGACUAGUAUAGGUACACGUCUCCAUUGAAGAGCACAUAACAUAACCUGUGAAAUGGACCUCGUGUUUUAAAUAAAGAUGUCAAUCAAUCAAACCUAGGCACGAUAUUAUGUGGGCAGCGGCUAGCCACUAUAUGCAUGUUACUGCAAAAACGACGUAAGUUCCGGAUGUUCACUCUCUCUUCUUCAGAGAGGCUUACAUGAAUUUUCCUAAUUUAUUUUGAUAUAAACAUGACUAUAUUUUUGGUCGACAGUCGGUACUGAUCCGACAAUAUUUGUAUUUUGAUCCGACGAUACAUACCAGGCUCUCUUUGUUGAACUUUCGGAAGAUGAGUUGUCUUGCUUGCUUGCUUGCUUGCUUGCUUGAAGAGAAAAAAAACGCGGAAAACACAAAACAAGCGACUAAAACCGCGUCAAUGUCUUUCGCCAGCAUUUAGAAGCAAAGCAAAUCAACGAAAACGACCUAGUUGGCUCAUAAGAAACUCUUGCAAAGGUUUGUGUGAAGAGCUCGUUGUACGUGUUCCUAGUUACAAUGUCUAACAAUGAAGAGAAUGAUAAAACAAUUAUUGAACUCGGUUCCCGCAAAAUAUCGUGAUUUGUCGGCGGCUCGCAGAGCAAUUGAUCUGCUCGCCACCAACAAAUCACGAUAUUUUUCUCAAACUCGUCCAACAAUUGAUAGAUGCGCGCAUAAAAUAAACACAGAGCAAUAUAUAAACGAGAAAAGCAAAGAUACAAGCAAAAGUUGUAACUAAAUAUUUCACGAAUGGCAACACGCCACAUUACAUUGUCAAAAGUGGAGAUAAACCAAGAAAAAUUCAGCCAAACUGAACAGAAUACAUUACCAAAUGUUACAAAUGAGCAGACGAAUAUAUAUCCGAACAUAAAAAAUCACUUACAAUAAACCGGUAUAUAAACGAGAAAACAAGACUGAAUAAAAAAUAUUAACCAACUUGAGCAAAAUUGGCAAAAUUUAGUAAUCCCUAUGCAGGUGAUGGUACUUCAUUAAUUAUGCUGAUGCAUCUCAAUACAUACCGCCAUGCUAUAUGGAAAGUAUGUAUUAGCAUAGAAUAAUAAACAUUGAUUAAUAAUUAGUAUAGGUAAUCACACGGGAAGGAGUGCAAUUAAUGAUUAACACUACGUGUGAUAUUUGAAAAAUGUGCCAAAAUUGCACGAGCCGCCGUGUUCAAGUGCAUUUUGUCAAGAGUUUUUAAUUCUUUUGUAAGCAAUUUGGCAUAAACAAACUUGGGAAGUGAUCAUAAAGUCAUAAAAGCACAUAACUUAAACUAGAACACAUUAUUGAAAUUCAAACAACAUAUUUUAGAGUAAGAAAAUCUUUAUAAAUUGUAUUACAGACUUACAUAGUCGCAUUUCGCUGCAUCUCGACGAGAUUAUUUCUUAAAACAGUUUCCAGGUAUUUUCCACGUUUGUCAUUUAUACAAGAUAAAUUUCGCCGCCAUAUUGGAUUUUUGUUGUUUUGAUAUCCCGCUCGAGAGUGCGAUUUCAAAGAGUGGAAAGAAGGUGCGAUUUCAGCAUGCAUCGCGAUUCGUGCUGAAAUCGCACUCAUGUGAACCAAUCAGAUUGCAGGAAACACCAAUGAUUUCAAAAUGGUAUAAUAAAUAGUGUUAUUAGUCUCGUAGGCAGUCGCCAUACAAACCUAUACUAAUUGCAGUGGCAUUACAAAAAUAUAGUAUUAUUCAGUGAAUGUUUAAUCAGCAACAUUUUCUUGGUAUAGCUACAUGUUUUUACCAUGCAGUGUGGAUUAUAACAAUUUCGCUUCAGUCUGACAAAAAUGUCCGAUCAACUGUUCAGUUGCUGAGACUUUGGCUAAUAAUUAUCGGCCAGCUUUUCGAAAUUUACUUUCAAUUGACAAGCUAUCAAUUUGACAGGUUGUGCUGAUCACUUCUCGCAUGAUCAAUCACACUACUUAAUUUUUGGCAAGGAAUCCCAACGAUUCAUUGCGUGUCGAGUUUUCGGGAAUAUCACAGCAAAGCCAAGAAAAUAUUUUGUGUUCCUUCUCUUGCUAUUAUGCUUAUGCUUUAUGAACAGUGCUGCACUAUUCAAACAAUAUACCUUUCAUUUAAAUGAAAAGUGCCUAUUUUAUUUGCUCGGUAAAAAUGUCCGUGCAGUCUUGGAUUGGUCGGCCGUUUAGUGUUUUUUGUUUGGCAAAUAGCCGAUUGCCGACCGUUAUCCAUAAUCCACCCUGGUUUUUCCAAAGUUUACCAGCAAAAGUCAACAAUUAUCAAGUGUCUGUUGGGCUAGCCAUAUAUACAAUUUUAAAUCCGUCCAUUUUGGCACCAAUUACAAGUAACUUACUAACUUUGCCAGAUUCAAGCAAGGUUAACACAAAAACUGGCAGGGCAAUCGCAACAGCUUACGCCAAUUACUGCGAUCCCUAAAUGUUAGACAAAUAUUGGUAAAUAGAAAAAAUGAGCUAUAUUACUAACGAACUAUCAGAUUGGUUACUUCUCACAUUACGACCCUCAGGACCCCUUCCUUUUUCGUAAGCUGACUGAAUCAGUUGACAUUUGAAACCCUCACAAUCUUAAACCUUUGGCAAAACCCUAAAAUAGGCCCCAUAUAGAUACCAAUGCGAAAAGGUACUUCAGAACUCUAAACUAAAAUCUAAAAACAACACGUCUCGAGCUUGGUUGCAUUUUAUGCAAACCGAUUUUUUUAUGUUCGUGGAUCGUCAACGUCAUGACAUUAAUCUCAUACAUACUGUUUUUCUGCAAACCAUUUUAUUUAUACGUACCUACGUUGUUCUUCGAAACUACUCGUCAAACAUGACAAGAAGUAUUAUUGUAUAAAAAUAUAGUCUUGAAAUUGUAUCUUUAAACUUUAGGUUAAAAACUGGUUUGAAAUUAAUCCCGUCCCGUAAUAAUGGGCCGGAUAUUCUAUGGCCGCUUUUACUAGUCAUAGUAACUAGGUUUUUGCAUAUGAAUUAGUAAAUUUCAUAAGUUGUUUAUAACAUUCGCAAUAGUACACGCGGGUUGUUCCCAGUUAUUAAUGACAAGUUUGGAACAAGUUGUUAUCAUCUUAUAACAAGGUUGGCGAGCCCAACAGACUCGCAAAAAGUUGUUCCAGCAAGCCUGAUAUCGUCUGCACUUAACAAGUCGUUAACAAGUUCAUGACCAUAAAGUUCGUAGCAACUUGCUGGGAACAGCCUGUAUCAGUCUUGUUGGAACAACUUGUAGCAAGUCUUCUAUACCGUCAUGAACCUUGUAACAAGAUGUUAAUGCUUGUUUCAGAAUUCAGAUUUGUCAGAACAAAUGGGAACAAGCAGUGCUAACACAUUCUGAUAACGACUUGACAACAACCUUGUAACAACUUGCGUGUUUUUACAUGUGUAACUGAUAAAGUUCAUUAUUUUAUCCACGUGAUGGUCGGUUCGCCCUUGGAAAUGUCCAUGCUGGUCAUUCUCAUAGUUCAACUGCUUCUACUCUUAAAAACAUUCUUAGGAUACAAUUGCCUAAUUGUCCUGCUUCUCACUGAUUUUCCUUCUUGUACUUCAGCGGACGCAUUCUAUGUUGGUCGUAAAAAAAUAUUUAGUAUGGAUAUCAAGCCACAAAACACGACAGGUCUCAUCUUUGCGCUUGUGGAUCAGAAAAAUCCAGAGAAUGGAGACUUUGUGGUCUUGGAACUUAACGACGGAAGCGU
Paramuricea clavata is the source of this 12892-nucleotide messenger RNA. Lineage: Eukaryota; Metazoa; Cnidaria; Anthozoa; Malacalcyonacea; Plexauridae. The record is from the annotation of a GenBank genome assembly.